Messenger RNA from Chelonoidis abingdonii (Abingdon island giant tortoise), 2967 nucleotides. It is a transcript of the gene GFAP, whose product is annotated as glial fibrillary acidic protein. Gene Ontology annotation, cellular component: cytoplasm; intermediate filament; cell projection. Lineage: Eukaryota; Metazoa; Chordata; Testudines; Testudinidae. Gene Ontology annotation, biological process: regulation of chaperone-mediated autophagy; intermediate filament organization. Gene Ontology annotation, molecular function: structural constituent of cytoskeleton. The record is from RefSeq and is a predicted model, not a curated record.
AGGGGCCUGGGGGGUUGGCUUCAUACAUAGCAGACACUAGGACCAGGCACAAUCCCCAUCUCCUCCUGGCCUCCCCCUCCUUCUGCCUGUGUCACACACACCCCUGGGAAGGCUGGUCCUCUGUAUAAACCCCGGCAGCACAGAGCGAGUUCCACCCAAGGGCUGCACUCGGGACUCGGCACAGCCUGGAGGAUGAGCAUGACCAUGGAAAGUCAGCGACUGUCUUCAUAUCGGCGGCGCUUCGGCCCCCAAGCCACUGCUUUCCACCAGCCCCUGAGAUCUUCGCCCCUCUUAUGGGUUAUGUCACCCAGCCCCAGCACCAGACUCUCCAUGACCAAGAAAAAGAGCUCCAGUCUGAGCAUCCAUGCCAGCCCCAGGUUCUUCCAGGACAAAGCCGAUUUCUCUCUGGCUGAUGCCCUCAAGACCGAGUUCAAGGAGACACGCACCAACGAGAAGGUGGAGAUGAUGGAGCUGAACGACCGCUUUGCCAGCUACAUCGAGAAGGUGCGCUUCCUGGAGCAGCAGAACAAGGUGCUGGUAGCGGAGCUCAACCAGAUCAGAGACAAGGAACCCACCAAGCUGUCUGACAUCUAUCAGGAGGAGCUGAGAGAGCUCCGCCGGCAGGUGGACCAGCUGUCUAAUGCCAAGACCAGGCUGGAGAUCGAGAGGGAAAAUCUGCUGGAUGACGUCAACGGCCUCCGGCAAAAGUUACAGGACGAGAUUAAUCUACGGCUCGAAGCUGAAAACAAUUUGUCUUCCUACAGACAGGAUGUUGACAAUGCUGCAUUAGUGCGCCUGGACAUGGAGCGGAAAGUCGAGUCCCUGCAGGAGGAGAUCAACUUCCUGAGGAAAGUCCAUGAGGAGGAACUGAGAGAGCUGCAGGAGCAGCUGGCGCAGCAGCAGGUCCACAUUGAGAUGGACAUGUCAAAACCGGACCUGACGGCUGCGCUGCGGGAGAUCCGCAUCCAGUAUGAGUCCAUGGCCUCCAACAACAUGCACGAGACCGAGGAGUGGUACAAGUCCAAGUUUGCAGACCUGACGGACGCGGCAGCUCGGAACAUUGAAGCCCUGCGCCUGGCCAAGCAAGAAGCCAAUGAGUAUCGGCGCCAGCUGCAGGCACUCACCUGCGACCUGGAGUCCCUGCGGGGGAUGAAUGAAUCCCUGGAGAGGCAGCUGCGGGAGAUGGAGGACCGCUACGCCAUUGAGACAGCCAGUUACCAGGACACAGUCAUCCGGCUGGAGGAGGACAUCCGGAGCCUCAAGGAGGAGAUGGCUCGGCACCUCCAGGAAUACCAGGACCUGCUCAACGUCAAGCUGGCCUUGGACAUUGAGAUUGCCACCUACCGCAAGCUCCUGGAGGGAGAGGAAAGCAGGAUCACCAUCCCCGUGCAGACCUUCUCCAACCUGCAGAUCCGAGAGACCAGCCUGGAUACCAAGUCAGUGUCUGAGGCUCACCUGAAGAGGAACAUCGUGGUCAAAACUGUGGAGACCAGAGAUGCAGAGGUGAUCAAGGAAUCCACCCAGGAGCACAAGGACUAAGGGAGCGGCAGAGGAAAGCGUGUAGCCGUAGAUCACUAGCAGCAUAGAUCCCGCCUGGCACUCGGCCCCUCCAACGUGGAACCAGCAGGGCCCAGCGGCUGCGAGGGACCCACCUGGAGGGAACGUGUUUCGCUUGCCGGGAGUGGAGUUAACGAGACUAACUGAGGAGUUAGAGUAACCAGCGCCCCUUAGAACUGCUGCGCACUGUUGGGGUGCGGGCCGCAGGCUAGCGCUUCGCCCGAGCCCCGUCUUUCCCUCCCGCCACCCCUGCCCAUUCUCCCAUCUGCCUUGGUACGCUGCAGUCUGUAGGAGAGGCCUGCUGAGCUGCUCCAGAGCCUGGCAGGGUUUGAGGCCCUGCUGAGGCUGCCAGAGCUCCCCUAGAGACAGGGCUGUGCUAGGCCCACCCAGAAACCCCCUAACACCGGCUCCCUUGGGGGGCCCUGCAGGAGGCUGCACGGGGAAGGCAAAGCAAUCGAAGGCCCAGCUCGUGCCCACAGAAAGGGCCAAAUCCAUGGCCCGGGAGCUGGAGUUUCCACUGCCCCCUGGAGCUAAGGGGCGGGAUUUGGCUGCACCCCACCACCUGCCCCAGAUCUCAAAGCCCCUAGGAUGGUGGAGGCCCUGAUCCCGGCUCAGGCCCAGGCAUCCCCAGGAGAGGUAGGAGAGGCCCUGAGUGUGAGUCUGCCCAGGGAAACCCCUGUGGAGAUGCAAGAGCGGGGGAUGCUGUGGAGAGCAGCUCUCCUUCAGCACAUCCCCCACCACACACCCCCACCGGCCUCCUGGAGAUCAGGCUUCCAGGGAGAGAGAUGCUGCUGCCCUCCCUGUGACAAGCUUGGGCCCACAGAAGCAGGGUUUCUGUUCCCUGGCCCCUGCAAUGGGGCCUGCUUCCCAACACACUGGCGAUGGGCACGGGGAGGCAAAGGCACUAGGAAGCUGCACUGCACCAAACGCCAUGGCCCGCCCAGGAGCUGUGGCUGGGCUAACGCGGAGAACAGCUGAUUGGAACCGGAGGCAGGACUGGGCUAGCUGACAUCUCCCCCGUUUGUGCUGAGGGCUAGGACUGAGGUUUCCUGCUGACUGAGCACCAGGCAGAUGUAGCCAGAGGAGCUGGGGGGACGGGAGGGACAGAGCCUCACAAGGAAACAGCUUCCUGCUGCUGUCAGGAGGCCAUGAAGCCUGCUCAGGCUGCACAGAGGAAAUCAGACCAAUGAUGGGGAGAGGGGCAGGCCGCAGCCUCCUGGCAGCCUCGUGGUUUAAUCCUGGCCUGUUCCCAGAGCCCGGGCUGGCCAGCUGCGAGGGGCAUGAGGGAUGGGGCCUUGCUGAGAAGCGAUGCACAGGGUUUGCCCUGCUUGGCGAUGGCGGCGUCCAGCCCUCGCUAUUCCGGCUCCUCCGAGCAGCACGGCAGAGCCAGGGACUGGUGAGCUGAGCUCU